GUCAUCCCCCGGGUUCACGUUUAGGUUUUUGCCCAAUCUGAUUCAAAAUAACAAACUCAUCAGGCCGUCAUUGUAAAUAAUAAUUUGUUUUCUUAACUGACUUGCCUAGUUAACAACAAAAAAUCACCAGGCUUUGAUUUAUUUAAUGUAACGCCAGGGCAAAAACCUGCAGCUAGCGGGCGGGGGACCCAGGACCGAGUUUGGGGAAACCCUGACAUAAGUGAGGAAGAGGAUGGUGAGCAGCCAGCCGAAGUAUGAGCUGAUCCAGGAGGUAGGACGUGGCAGCUACGGCGUGGUGUACGAGGCGCUGGUGAAACGCACCGGGGCCCGGAUGGCCGUGAAGAAGAUCCGCUGCCACAGCCCAGAGAAUGUAGAGCUGGCCCUCAGGGAAUUCUGGGCCCUGAGCAGUAUCCAGAGCCAGCACCCCAACGUCAUCCACCUGGAGGAGUGUGUCCUGCAGAGAGAUGACCUGGCUCAGAGGAUGAGCCACGGGUCCAGCUCCCCACUGUACCUAGAGCUGGUGGAGACAUCUCUGAAGGGAGAGAUAACCUUCGACCCGUGCUGUGCCUACUAUCUGUGGUUCGUCAUGGACUUCUGUGACGGAGGAGAUAUGAACGCUUACUUGCUGUCCCGUAAACCCAGCCGCAAGACCAACACCAGCUUCAUGCUGCAGUUAGGAAGUGCCCUGGCCUUCCUGCACCGAAACCAGAUCAUCCACCGAGAUCUGAAGCCUGACAACAUCCUCAUCUCCCAGGGAAGGACCUUUGCGGGAACCCCCGAGCCCACACUGAAGGUGGCAGACUUCGGGCUGUCAAAGGUCUGCUCCACUUCGGGCCUCAACCCUGAGGAACCAGCCUCCGUCAACAAGUGUUUCCUCUCCACAGCGUGCGGCACGGACUUCUACAUGGCUCCAGAGGUGUGGGAGGGCCACUACACGGCUAAAGCAGACAUCUUUGCCCUGGGUAUCAUCAUCUGGGCCAUGGUGGAGCGGAUCACGUUCGUUGACGUGGAAACCCAGAAGGAGCUCCUGGGAAGCUACGUGCAGCAGGGGGAGGAGAUCGUGCCCCUUGGGGAGGCGCUCCUGGAGAACCCCAAGAUGGAGCUGCUGAUCCCGGCCAGGAUGAAGAGCAUGAACGCGGGCAUGAAACAGCUGAUCCGGGAGAUGCUGUCGUUCAACCCUCAGGAGAGACCUGACGCCUUUGAACUGGAGCUCCGACUGGUCAGGAUCGCCUGCAGGGAGCUCGACUGGGACACGUGAUAAUUGAUGUGGAUAGGAGGAGAGCGGACCAUGGGACUAGUAGUCACAACAUCAAGCACUUGUAUCUAGUCCUAAUUCACCACUGUUAGCUCUGGUGGUUGAGGCCACACAAUGGGAGGCUUUAAAAAAUAAAAAAUAAA
Oncorhynchus keta (chum salmon) is the source of this 1398-nucleotide messenger RNA. Its product is annotated as serine/threonine-protein kinase pdik1l. Lineage: Eukaryota; Metazoa; Chordata; Actinopteri; Salmoniformes; Salmonidae. Gene Ontology annotation, molecular function: ATP binding; protein serine/threonine kinase activity. Bases 233 to 1258 code for a protein of 341 amino acids. Gene Ontology annotation, biological process: positive regulation of autophagy; peptidyl-serine phosphorylation; protein autophosphorylation. Gene Ontology annotation, cellular component: cytoplasm; autophagosome. The transcript is spliced from 3 exons. The record is from RefSeq and is a predicted model, not a curated record.